AAAAACGUCGACUGCACCAACGCCCAGUAGGACUGUUCAACAUAUAAUUCAACGACCUACAAGGCACAACAGCUACAAUCUACAAUUCUUUAAAAAUCUUUACACUUGUGUGGUUUAUAGACUGAUUAUUAUAUUUUCUUGACUAAAACAAUGGCGUUCCUUCAACGCAUGCGCUCGGCUGUGCGGCCAUUUGCUACUAAUGCUCGCUGUAUUACGGGCCCAAGAGAUACGGUCCAGAAAGCGGUUUUCAUUUCGCAGUCCAAUGACGUCUACACCAAUCUAGCAUUGGAAGAAUGGCUCAACCAGAACAUGGACUGCAGUAAUCUGCACGUCAUGCUGUAUUACAAAAAUGAUCCCUGCGUCGUGUUAGGGAAAAAUGGAAAUCCGUGGCUGGAUGUUAAUACUUCAGGUGUGGCCUUGGCGAGGCGACAAACUGAGGGGGGCAUUCAAUAUCAUGAUCAAGGUGUCAUGAAUCUUACAUUUUUCGGACAAGAUGUGCCACAGACUUAUAAUCUGAGCCUCCUGUCAAGGGCAAUGUUCCGGAAGUACGGCGUUUCAGUUGAGCACAAUGGCGAAAAUCUGAGUUUUUAUGAUAAGCAGGUCUCGGAAAGCGGAUCUAUUGUAGAAGUGGAACACGCUCGCAAUUCCUAUCAAACGUGCUCGUUGUUUGUGGACGUCGACAAGAAAAACUCUUCCUAUUCACUGGGAAAAGAUAAAAUUUUGUCUCGCCGCAAUAUCAUGAAUCUGUCCGAGAUUGCACCAUUGGCAACAACCGAUGGGUUACUCUCAGCAAUUGGUUGGGAAUUUAUGCGCACUCCUGUCGGCACCCUACAAGAUGGUGGUGAGGCAUUCGCACGCAAACAGCGCGGUUUUCAGAUGAUCAAUCCCACUGAUGAUUGGUUCCCCGGCUUGAAAGAAAUCCGAGAUCGUCUGGUUCAGUGGGACUGGCGUUUUGGUAGCACUCCCAAAUUCUCCAUCUUCCGCACUUUCCAGGUUCCCUCUCCAUUGCUCACCAAUCCAUCUGAAUCGAAUGAAUUGCGUGUGAAACUUGACGUCGAACAUGGUCGUCUGGCGGAUAUCUCUCUAGUGGUACCGCCCGGAUUGCUUACCAGUGGGUAUACCGGAGAGGCGCAAAUCAUCACCGAUAUCAGGGGACAGCAAUUCUCUGCGGAAACAUUGAAGAAAAUCGAGCAUUUCCUUGGACUUGAGAAGUGUCACAAUGAGCGCGAAAAGUUCGUCACCGAAUGCGUCAAGAAAGCAAUGGUUAUUUGAAAAGAUUAAUUACAUUAAUUAAUUUUAGUCGUUUUAUUCAAUAGACAUGUGAUGGGUAGUAUUUUAGGUUUAACUUUAGAAACACACGAGAAACAAAAGGAAUUCUUAUUAUUAGGGUUAAUUUGUUUAUUUUACUGGCAUUGAUUUAGUAAUUUUUAGCUGUUGUGCCUUUGUAUCUUUUAAUUGCUUAGUAUUAAACUAUUAUAGCUUA
Molecule: messenger RNA, 1483 nt
Organism: Dalotia coriaria
Lineage: Eukaryota; Metazoa; Arthropoda; Insecta; Coleoptera; Staphylinidae
Product: lipoyl amidotransferase LIPT1, mitochondrial-like
Exons: 3
Coding region: 151-1272 (373 amino acids)
Biological process (GO): protein lipoylation
Cellular component (GO): cytoplasm; mitochondrion
Molecular function (GO): lipoyltransferase activity
Source: RefSeq, a predicted model, not a curated record